This is a messenger RNA of Geodia barretti, 442 nucleotides long. NCBI's taxonomy places the organism in Eukaryota, Metazoa, Porifera, Demospongiae, Tetractinellida, Geodiidae. The record is from the annotation of a GenBank genome assembly.
UUUCAUUUGGGUAUGGUCUUUUCAUUUGGGUAUGCUCUUUUCAUUUGGGUAUGGUCUUUUCAUUUGGGUAUGCUCUUUUCAUUUGGGUAUACACUUUUUUCCUUAGGGUACCCAGUUCUCAUUCUGGUACACACACUUUUUUAAUUUGGGUACCCAGUUUUCAUUUGGGUAUGCACACUUUAUUCGGAUUGCAUCAUGAAGUUUUCCAUAAUCAUAAAAAUAUUGCCGCUUUAAACACCUUGAAUAACAAAAACAAUGACAAACUAUAACACGAAAUUUGGAGUAUCAAACUUGGUAUAUAUACCCAAAUAAAAAAACCAUACCCAAAUGAAAAGAGCAUAUCCAAAUGAAAAGAGCCAUACCCAAAUGAAAAGACCAUACCCAAAUGAAAAGAGCCAUACCCAAAUGAAAAGAGCAUACCCAAAUGAAAAGACCAUACCCA